AUGGCGAUGAACAUUGAUUCCAAGACCGCAAUUGUCACGGGAGGUGGUUCCGGCAUCAAUUUUUGUUUUGCAGAGCUUCUGCUCAGUAGAGGAUGCAAUGUGGUCAUUGGAGAUCUAACUUUACGCCCCGAAGCACAAGAAUUGAUUUCGAAAUAUUCCGCAUCCUCAAAUGGAGCGAGAGCCGUAUUUCAGCAAACCGAUGUGACGGAAUGGGCCCAGUUGGACAAAAUGUUCGAGGUGGCAACUGAACAGUUUGGUGGUGCAGAUAUUGUGUGCCCGGGUGCUGGCAUCUUCGAGCCGCCAUUUUCGAAUUUCUGGUUCCCUCCCAAUAGCCCUCCCUCAGUCGACAAAACAUCCGAAUCGAGAUAUAAACUUCUUGAUAUCAACAUUACGCAUCCGAUACGGGCAACGCAAAUGGCUAUUGAGCACUUCAUGAAGCGAAAGAAGCCUGGGGUCGUCAUUCAUAUAUCCAGUGUUGCUGGCCAGUUUCCAUUCUUUCAAACGCCGAUGUAUGUCGCUUCAAAACAUGCCAUAUCAGGGUUCGUUCGUUCAUUGGCGCGGUUGGAAUUCCCUACUCCAGACAUUCCCAAAAUACGUGUUAGUGCGGUUGCGCCUGGUAUCAUCAAGACUCCAUUAUGGACCGAGAAUCCUGAAAAGAUGGCAUUUCUCCCCGAAGAUGACCUGGAUAAUUCACUUUGGGUAACCCCUGAAUUUGUUGCCAAAGCAAUGCUAGAACUUAUCGAGAGUGAAGAGCACCUUGGAGGAACAAUUCUAGAAGUUGGAAAGGUGCUUAGGAAAGUAGAAGUCUGCAAUGAUCCUGGACCAUCAAAAGAAUCGACGGCGGUUGGACAUGUAGAUCGUGAGAUUCUGGAAGCUGACGUAUGGGCAUCUUUGGAGAUGCAAUACCGGGACUAG
Messenger RNA from Sclerotinia borealis F-4128, 915 nucleotides. The record is from the annotation of a GenBank genome assembly. NCBI's taxonomy places the organism in Eukaryota, Fungi, Ascomycota, Leotiomycetes, Helotiales, Sclerotiniaceae.